UUUCAAAUUAUCAAUUAUUCGUUUUAAUCAUUUUCAUCCUUAUUUACACUUUCAGUUUCUCACUCACCUGUUGUCACUUUGGAGAGUGUCUUUUCUCAGUUCAAGCUCAGCCUGGAGCUGUAGACACUAGGGCAAGCUGUUCAGAUGUUUGAUGGCUGUCACCCUGCAACCUCAGUACAGAGUGCCAUUCACUGAGGGCUCAGCUCACACUUAGCGAAGAAUGUGGGGUUCAGAGCCAGACAUGAGGGUUUGUGUCCCACCCUACUUCACAAUGGAAGAGUCACUAUCUCUGAGAAAACCUGUGUUCCAAAUUCAUGAAUCCCCAAGAUGAUGUGUUAGGAUUAGCAACUAGCCAGAACCUCCACCCGCUAGCCUUUCACAGAAGACUGGGUGCACCUGGUGGUUCCUCCGCCACUCUUGGAUUCUGAGCAGUAUUCUCUGAGAGCCCAAUGUGCCUGAUAGCCUUAGAAGACUUCCUUGAUGCCAGUCACCAGGUUGACAUUGCAGACCUAAUGUAACUAUAUCUCCUUGAUACCCAGUAUCUAGCACUUAGGGUAUGAGGUAAUUCAGGGAGCCAAUCAGAUGCCAGGAUUUGGGGGCGGUGGAGGUGAGAACCUCACACCUGGGCUGUCUGUUAAGAACAGAUGUACGUCAGGGGAACUUGGCCUAAAGAGACUCCUCCUGAGUGGAGUAUGGGAAGGGGCUAAGCCUACACAGCUGGCCUGGGACUUUGUCCCAAGGACAAGGAUGCCCAUAAAUAAAGCCAGACCCAGCAGUUACCCUAAUACCUGCCACAAUGCUACUGCUCAGCCUAACCUUUACCUUGGUUCUCCUAGGCUCCUCCUGGGGCUGUGGCGUUCCUGCCAUCAGACCAGCACUGAGCUUCAGCCAGAGGAUUGUCAACGGGGAGAAUGCAGCAUCAGGCUCCUGGCCCUGGCAAGUGUCCCUGCAGGACAGAAACGGCUUCCACUUCUGUGGUGGUUCUCUCAUCAGCACGAAUUGGGUGGUCACUGCUGCCCACUGCCAAGUUAGUCCUGGCAGCCACUCUGUCGUCCUGGGCGAGUAUGAUCUAUCAUCCAACGCUGAGCCUGUGCAGGUGCGGUCCAUCUCAAAGGCCAUUACACACCCAAGCUGGAACCCCACCACUCUGAACAAUGACCUGACGCUCCUGAAGCUUGCCUCACCAGUCCAGUAUACAGCACGCAUCUCACCUGUCUGCCUGGCUUCCUCAAAUGAAGCACUCUAUGAUGGCCUCAAGUGUGUCACCACUGGCUGGGGCCGCCUCAGUGGCGUGGGCAAUGUGACACCAGCACGCCUCCAACAGGCAGUUCUGCCCCUGGUCACUGUGAAUCAGUGCCGACAAUAUUGGGGCUCACAAAUCACUGCCUCCAUGGUCUGUGCAGGUGCCUCAGGUGUCUCCUCAUGCCAGGGUGACUCGGGAGGCCCUCUUGUCUGCCAGAAAGGGAGCACAUGGGUGCUUAUUGGUGUUGUCUCCUGGGGGACUGAUAACUGCAAUGUGCAAGCACCUGCUAUCUACACUCGGGUUAGCAAGUUCAACAGCUGGAUUAACCAGGUCAUAGCCUCCAACUGAGCCUACUACAGGCUUUCUCCCCCAUCCCAACCUAAUAAAGACCCCCAACCUCUG
Heterocephalus glaber (naked mole-rat) is the source of this 1645-nucleotide messenger RNA. RefSeq names its product chymotrypsin like (gene Ctrl). NCBI's taxonomy places the organism in Eukaryota, Metazoa, Chordata, Mammalia, Rodentia, Bathyergidae. Gene Ontology annotation, biological process: proteolysis. Gene Ontology annotation, molecular function: serine-type endopeptidase activity. The record is from RefSeq and is a predicted model, not a curated record.